Messenger RNA from Exserohilum turcica Et28A, 192 nucleotides. RefSeq lists its product as uncharacterized. The transcript has 2 exons. Lineage: Eukaryota; Fungi; Ascomycota; Dothideomycetes; Pleosporales; Pleosporaceae. The coding region runs from base 1 to 192 and encodes 63 amino acids. The record is from RefSeq and is a predicted model, not a curated record.
AUGCGCAAGCACCACGGGAAGCUCGAAACCGUCAUGCCAAACCCACCCCCCGUCCUCGGUAUCCAAUACCAAAACCUGGUUGUAUUUCGGCUUCAAACUUCGACUGUACAUUUGGCAUUCCUUCUAAUCAACCUGGUGGCUGUUGCCAGGGUAGCUACUGCACUCCUAUGGGCAAUAAAUACCAAUGUAUAG